Messenger RNA from Gongylonema pulchrum, 1512 nucleotides. The record is from the annotation of a GenBank genome assembly. Lineage: Eukaryota; Metazoa; Nematoda; Chromadorea; Rhabditida; Gongylonematidae.
UUGCAUCAGCCUGAAAGCGCAGUUUCAGUAACGAGCAUUCGACCGAUGCCCAAUGAUCUCAAGAAAGCGGUGAAAAAUUUGCAUAUGAAUUGGUACAUCCACGCAGUCAAAGCUUUGUUCGGGCAGUUGGGCAAACAGCUGUACCAACAGCUAGCCGAAGGUAUACGAAAUAUUCUAAUACUCACAUGGGAACGAAAAACGCUUGCUUCGUGCUUGGAUAAGAUUGUGGAUGAGCGCGAUCUUGCAGCUGGUGCGAGAUGUUUAGUAAAAGCGCGGUAUAAAAUAACUCCACAAAAAUUUGGAAAAUCUUCGAAACCAAAAGACGAUUAUUCGCCAGCAUUUCUGUUAGCAAGUAACUCGAUGGAAGACGCUUCUUCUGCUUCGAAAGAUAGCCAUUUACCUAUUAAAUCGACAAAGAAAGCAAGGCACCAUCUGAUUAACAGCUACCGACUGCCUACAGAAAUUUCGUUGCCCCAAAAUUCGACGAAAUCUUAUCCGAAAAUUUCACAGUCUUCUAAACUGCGCAGAAAUGAGUCAAACAAAAGCCAACGACAAUUUGAAUAUUUUGAAGGGAAUCAUUUGAAAAUGAGACCUAUAAAGAGGUUGAGAACUACAAGAGUUUCAAACAGUCCAAAUCGGAUAAGAUGGCCAAAGAAAUUGAAGGUGGCGAAGAAAAAUGGGGCAAGCGCUAAAAAAUCAUCAAGCAGGUUGAGAGCAAGUCUAGCAGUUUUGGCAUAUGGGCCAAAAAAAGCAGGUCCAAAAAUUGAACCAGGACUAAUCGGGCCGAUAAAUGAGCUAGAACGGACACGAUCAGCAAGUAAGUUUAAGGCAAUGAAAGCCAGGUCAACUUCUUAUAUCACUGGGCCAACAAUUGCAAGCUUCUUUAAAGGGCUUCAGCGGCGAUCUAAACAUCGCAAAUCUACAAUCUCAUUAACAGAUAUCCUCAACGGAGCCAGAUGGCAUGCUGAGAAAACAAAACUUAAUAGCACUCAGGAGAUUUCGCGAAAGAAUUCUGAUCAUAAAUGGAAUCAGAACAGUGCACCAGUCAGUUUAUUCACAUUGACGAAUAGCACGAAUGCGGGUAUCCUGAUGCAACUGAAAGUUCUGGGGAAAGUAAGAAAUCGGAGCAAGCGCAGUCCGUAUCGACUGAUAUCAAAUCAAAUCAUGAAGAGUGACAACAUCAUCAUUGACGUAAGUUACUUCAGCGUCAGUUCGCCAAAACUUAUAAACCACCUGCCUUUUUUAUGCGCUUUCGUUGUGAGCUGCAGCGUUGCAGUGAGCGAAAACUCAUAUUGUCGAGAGAUCUGUGGUGUGUGCGUGUGUGUGUGUGUGGGAAGGGGGGGGAGACGAGGGGGACGGGGGAGAGAGGGGGUGAAAUUUGCCGCUCACUUUCAACUAAGCAACCAAGAAAGCUCCGAGGUGAGAUUUUGGGAGCGUGGUAUCAGCAUAAAUGUCAUCAUUGCAGCUAGCGCACUGUUUUCGAACGCUGAAAUGAAUAAGCAAGUUUCAUAG